AUGGUCUGCAGUCUUCAUGACCAUGUGGACUCAACCACAGAACUUCAUGACCACCAUCAGCCGUUCCUGGAAGUGAAGGUUCUGGAGACGACCAAACGCUCUCGGAGGAACCUGGGCCUGGACUGCGACGAGCACUCCACCGAGUCCCGCUGCUGCCGCUACCCUCUGACGGUGGACUUCGAGGCUUUCGGCUGGGACUGGAUCAUCGCGCCCAAGCGCUACAAAGCCAACUACUGCUCGGGCCAGUGCGAGUACAUGUUCAUGCAGAAGUACCCGCACACCCACCUGGUGCAGCACGCCAACCCCCGGGGCUCGGCGGGGCCCUGCUGCACCCCGACCAAGAUGUCGCCCAUCAACAUGCUGUACUUCAACGACAAGCAGCAGAUCAUCCACGGCAAGAUUCCCGGCAUGGUGGUGGAUCGAUGUGGUUGCUCUUAGGCUGCGAGGACGACACGCUUGUGCACAUUCGCCAUUCCAUCAAAACACACAAAACCCAAAUGAAGCCGUCCCCUGGCACAAGAACACACUACUUGGUACUAGGUUUCUCACACACACACACACACACACACACACGUCCUUGAUUCCAGCUUGUAAAAGUUCAAUCGAAACGAGGGACUGAGCCAAGGAAUUACGGAGUGAACGUGAGGAUCUGCGGAAGUAAGUUUUUAUGAAUCGUCCACCUCGGCGGACGGAGAUGACAUUUCAAGCUUGGUCCGUCCUGAGGCCACCGAGACCUGUUGGACACGGCUCUAUGUCACACACUCUAACUCGCCGGGGAGCCACGGAACAAAACGCUUCGAGCAAACUUCACGGCAACUCGUAGAAAUGCAGUGAAAUGUUGUUUACAGACUGUCUUCAAACGUGACGCGGCGAGGACUUCCAAAAAACCAAACCUCUAAUGUGUAAAACCCUGGCGGGACCUUCUCGCCCAAUCUACAAAACCCUGAUCUCUUUCAUUUGGAGUCUUGUGAAAACUCCAAAAACUGCUAUUUGUGCCGAAGCAGCUGCUCGGCUUCGCUUGUACACUUGAGCCCAAAGUAGUCAGAUCCUGAAUUUUGUAUUGUCGUACUUUUAUCUCUUAGCUUGGAGAAAGUGGAGAAGACUGACUUCUGUCAAGUUCUCUGAAUAAAUCCGGCAAUCAUUUCCUGUAAUAUCAAUUAGUUUUGGAGUAAUCGGUACAUAACUAACAGUAUUUGAACGCCCAUCACCAAACUUGAAUAGGAGAAUUUCCUGUAAUAUCAAUUAGUUUUGGAGUAAUCGGUAAAUAACGGACUGUAUUUGAACACCCAUUACCAGGCUUGUUAUGGCGCCCACCAAUAAUUUCCUGUAAUAUCAAAUAGGUUUGGAGUAAUCGGUACAUAACUAACAGUAUUUGAACGCCCAUCACCAGACUCGAUAUGGAAAAUUUCCUGUAAUAUCAAAUAGUUUUGGAGUAAUCGGUACAUAACUAACUGUAUUUAAACACCCAUUACCAGGCUUGGUAUGGCGCCCACCAAGAAUUUCCUGUAAUAUCAAUUAGUUUUGGAGUAAUCGGUAAAUAACUAACUGUAUUUGAACGCCCAUCACCAGACUCGAUAUAGAGAAUUUCCUGUAAUAUCAAUUAGUUUUGGAGUAAUCGGUAAAUAACUAAAUGUAUUUAAACACCCAUUACCAGGCUUGUUAUGGCACCCACCAAGAAUUUCCUGUAAUAUCAAAUAGUUUUGGAGUAAUCGGUACAUAACUAACUGUAUUUGAACGCCCAUCACCAAACUCGAUAUGGAGAAUUUCCUGUAAUAUCAAUUAGUUUUGGAGUAAUCGGUAAAUAACUAACUGUAUUUGAACAACCAUUACCAGGCUUGUUAUGGCACCCACCAAGAAUUUCUUGUAAUACUAAUUAGUUUUUGACUAAAUGGUACAUAACUAACAGUAUUUGAACGCCCAUCACCAGACUCGAUAUAGAGAAUUUCCUGUAAUAUCAAUUAGUUUUGGAGUAAUCGGUAAAUAACUAAAUGUAUUUAAACACCCAUUACCAGGCUUGUUAUGGCACCCACCAAGAAUUUCCUGUAAUAUCAAAUAGUUUUGGAGUAAUCGGUACAUAACUAACUGUAUUUGAACGCCCAUCACCGAACUCGAUAUGGAGAAUUUCCUGUAAUAUCAAUUAGUUUUGGAGUAAUCGGUAAAUAACUAACUGUAUUUGAACAACCAUUACCAGGCUUGUUAUGGCACCCACCAAGAAUUUCUUGUAAUACUAAUUAGUUUUUGACUAAAUGGUACAUAACUAACAGUAUUUGAACGCCCAUCACCAAACUCGAAUAGGAGAAUUUCCUGUAAUAUCAAUGAAUUUGAGUAAUCGGUACAUAACAAACUGUAUUUGAACACCCAUUACCAGGUUUGUUAUGGCACCCACCAAGAAUUACCUGUAAUAUCAAAUAGUUUUGGAGUAAUCGGACAUAACUUACUGUAUUUGAACGCCCAUCACCAAACUCGAAUCGGAGAAUUUCUGUAAUAUCAAUUAAUUUUGGAGUAAUCGGUACAUAACAAACUGUAUUUAAACACCCAUUACCAGGUUUGUUAUGGCACCCACCAAGAAUUUCCUGUAAUAUCAAAUAGUUUUGGAGUAAUCGGUACAUAACUAACAGUAUUUGAACGCCCAUCACCAGACUCGAUAUGGAAAAUUUCCUGUAAUAUCAAUUAAUUUUGGAGUAAUCGGUACAUAACGAACUGUAUUUGAACGCCCAUACACCAGACUCGUUAUGACGGCCACCAAGAAUUACUUGUAAUAUCAAAUAGUUUUGGAGUAAUCGGUACAUAACUAACUGUAUUUGAACACCCAACACCAAACUCGUUAUGACGGCCACCAAUAAUUUCUUUAAUAUUAGUUAGUUCUGGAGUAAUCGGUACAUUACUAACUGUAUUUGAACGCCCAUCACCAAACUCGAAUAGGAGAAUUUCCUUUAAUAUCAAUUCAUUUUGAAGUAAUCGGUACAUAACGAACUGUAUUUGAACACCCAUUACCAGGCUUGUUAUGGCACCCACCAAGAAUUACCUGUAAUAUCAAUUAGUUUUGGAGUAAUCGGUACAUAACUAACUGUAUUUGAACACCCAUCACCAGACUCGUUAUGGCGCCCACCAAGAAUUACCUUUAAUAUCAAUUAGUUUUGGAGUAAUCGGUACAUAACUAACAGUAUUUGAACACCGAUUACCAGACUCGUUAUGACGGCCACCAAUAAUUUCCUUUAAUAUUAGUUAGUUUUUGACUAAUUGGUACAUAACUAACUGUAUUUGAACGCCCAUCACCAGACUCGAUAUGGAACAUUUCUUGUAAUAUCAAUUAGUUUUGGAGUAAUCGGUACAUAACUAACUGUAUUUGAACACCCAUUACCAGGCUUGUUAUGGCACCCACCAAUCAUUUCCUGUAAUAUCAAUUAGUUUUGGAGUAACUUGUACAUAACGAACUGUAUUUGAACGCCCAUCACCAGACUCGUUAUGGUGCCCACCAAGAAUUACCUGUAAUAUCAAAUAGGUUUGGAGUAAUCGGUACAUAACUAACUGUAUUUGAACACCCAUUACCAGGCUUGUUAUGGCACCCACCAAGAAUUUCUUGUAAUAUCAAUUAGUUUUUGACUAAAUGGUACAUAACUAACUGUAUUUGAACGCCCAUCACCAGACUCGAUAUGGAGAAUUACCUGUAAUAUCAAUUAGUUUUGGAGUAAUCGGUAAAUAACUAACUGUAUUUGAACGCCCAUUACCAAACUCGUUAUGACGGCCACCAAUAAUUUCCUUUAAUAUUAGUUAGUUUUGGAGUAAUCGGUACAUAACUAACUGUAUUUGAACGCCCAUCACCAGACUCGUUAUGGUGCCCACCAAGAAUUACCUGUAAUAUCAAAUAGUUUUGGAGUAAUCGGUACAUAACUAACUGUAUUUGAACGCCCAUCACCAGACUCGAUAUAGAGAAUUUCCUGUAAUAUCAAUUAGUUUUGGAGUAAUCGGUACAUAACUAACUGUAUUUGAACACCCAUCACCAGACUCGUUAUGGUGCCCACCAAGAAUUACCUGUAAUAUCAAAUAGUUUUGGAGUACUCGGUACAUAACUAACUGUAUUUGAACAACCAUCACCAGACUCGAUAUGGUGCCCACCAAGAAUUUCCUGUAAUAUCAAUUAGUUUUGGAGUAAUCGGUACAUAACUAACAGUAUUUCAACGCCCAUCACCAGACUCGUUAUGGUGCCCACCAAGAAUUACCUGUAAUAUCAAAUAGUUUUGGAGUAAUCGGUACAUAACGAACUGUAUUUGAACGCCCAUCACCAGACUCGUUAUGGUGCCCACCAAUAAUUUCCUGUAAUAUCAAAUAGUUUUGGAGUAAUCGGUACAUAACUAACUGUAUUUGAACGCCCAUCACCAGACUCGAUAUGGAAAAUUUCCUGUAAUAUCAAUUAAUUUUGGAGUAAUCGGUACAUAACUAACUGUAUUUGAACAACCAUCACCAGACUCGAUAUGGUGCCCACCAAGAAUUUCCUGUAAUAUCAAUUAGUUUUGGAGUAAUCGGUACAUAACUAACUGUAUUUGAACACCCAUCACCAGACUCCAUAUGGAGAAUUUCCUGUAAUAUCAAAUAGUUUUGGAGUAAUCGGUACAUAACGAACUGUAUUUGAACACCCAUUACCAGACUCGUUAUGGCGCCCACCAAUAAUUUCCUGUAAUAUCAAAUAGUUUUGGAGUAAUCGGUACAUAACUAACAGUAUUUGAACGCCCAUCACCAGACUCGAUAUGGAAAAUUUCCUGUAAUAUCAAUUAAUUUUGGAGUAAUCGGUACAUAACUUACUGUAUUUGAACACCCAUCACCAGACUCGUUAUGGUGCCCACCAAGAAUUACCUGUAAGAUCAAAUAGUUUUGGAGUAAUCGGUACAUAACUAACUGUAUUUGAACGCCCAUUACCAGGUUUGUUAUGGCGCCCACCAAUAAUUUCCUGUGAUAUCAAUUAGUUUUGGAGUAAUCGGUACAUUACUAACAGUAUUUGAACGCCCAUCACCAAACUCGAAUCGGAGAAUUUCCUGUAAUAUCAAUUAAUUUUGGAGUAAUCGGUACAUAACUAACUGUAUUUGAACGUUCAUCACCAGACUUGAUAUGGAGAAUUUCCUGUGAUAUCAAUUAGUUUUGGAGUAAUCGGUACAUAACUAACUGUAUUUGAACGCCCAUCACCAAACUCGUUAUGACGGCCACCAAAAAUUUCCUUUAAUAUUAGUUAGUUUUGGAGUAAUCUGUACAUUACUAACUGUAUUUGAACGCCCAUUACCAAACUCGAUAUGGAGAAUUUCCUUUAAUAUUAGCUAGUUUUGGAGUAAUCGGUACAUAACUAACUGUAUUUAAACACCCAUUACCAGGCUUGUUAUGGCACCCACCAAUAAUUUCCUGUAAUAUCAACUAUUUUUGAGUAAUCGGUACAUAACUAACUGUAUUUGAAUACUCAUCACCAGACUCGUUAUGACAGCCACCAAGAAUUUCCUCGAAAAUAGUCAGCAUUUUUUGCCACUUUUUGUCAUUUCCAGCUAAAUAAAAACAUUUUCAUGUAAAAAAGCAAAGAAAAAAAUUCCGGUUAAAGCUUAGAAUGUUGCUAGUUUAUGAACACUUUGCAGCCCAGGUGUACAUUGGGAAGGUGAGCAGGGAUCAAAACAAAGAAAUUCCCGAUAAUGUUAAUAAGAGUCAUUGAUGUAAAUAAAAAAAUGUAUAAAAGUUCAUGGCUGUCGAAUAAAACGUGCGCUGCAGUGUUCAUA
Nerophis ophidion (straightnose pipefish) is the source of this 5750-nucleotide messenger RNA. Its product is annotated as growth/differentiation factor 11-like. NCBI's taxonomy places the organism in Eukaryota, Metazoa, Chordata, Actinopteri, Syngnathiformes, Syngnathidae. The coding region runs from base 1 to 438 and encodes 145 amino acids. Gene Ontology annotation, molecular function: cytokine activity; growth factor activity. The transcript is spliced from 2 exons. Gene Ontology annotation, biological process: SMAD protein signal transduction. The record is from RefSeq and is a predicted model, not a curated record. Gene Ontology annotation, cellular component: extracellular region.